This is a messenger RNA of Eucalyptus grandis, 2014 nucleotides long. Its product is annotated as heptahelical transmembrane protein 4. Gene Ontology annotation, cellular component: membrane. NCBI's taxonomy places the organism in Eukaryota, Viridiplantae, Streptophyta, Magnoliopsida, Myrtales, Myrtaceae. Bases 481 to 1710 code for a protein of 409 amino acids. The record is from RefSeq and is a predicted model, not a curated record. Gene Ontology annotation, molecular function: signaling receptor activity. The transcript is spliced from 4 exons.
UCAAGCAAGCCGGGCUGUGCCCGGAACCCGUGAGAAAGAAUCACCGAAUACAAAUUCCUCGGCAUCUCCGCAUCUUUUCUGAUGCUCUCGCGCCCUCUCUCUGUCGCUUCCUCUCUAAUUUCUGUCUCUCCUCGGCGUUUCGGGCCCCCGCCACCUUGAAAGUCUGUACUUUUUUGGCUGGCGUUAUGUUAUAUACGCGCUAGUUGCAGCCCUCGAUCCGCCGAGAAAAGAUCUGCACAUUUGUUGUCCUCGCCAUUGGCGCUAGAUGCUUGGUGGCUUUGGAACUUUUCGAGCCCCUUCGAUCUCGGCUUUUACGUAAAGCCGGAUCGUUCGAAGCUCCGGUUUUCUCCGCCCCUCCAAGGGCCCUUCAAAUAGAGGACCGAUUUUGAAGGAAUUCCUGAUCUGGGUCUUGUGCCUCGGCUGGUGGUUCUUCUGUAUUUGAGAGAUUAUUAGGAAUUCUUGCGCAGUCUCGAUCGGAGGAUGGCAAGAAAAAGGUUCCAGAAAUCGGAAUUGUCUUCUGAAACGAUGGAGAGCCAUCAGCAGCAACCGUCCACGAAUGAAGGAAAAGGGAAGAGGUUGUGGAAGAAGGUGAAGUAUCAGCUUGUGGAAUACCACUCUUUGCCCGCGUAUUUGAGGGACAAUGAGUACAUUGUCGGACAUUACCGAGCCGAGUGGCCUUUGAAGCAAACUCUGCUCAGCAUCUUCACCAUUCACAAUGAGACGCUGAACGUUUGGACCCAUCUGAUUGGAUUCUUCGUAUUUCUUUCCCUCACCAUAUAUACUGCUUCUAAGGUUCCAAAUGUUGUGGAUAUCCACUCCAUUCAUCUCCCUGAUGUACUGAGGAAGGCUGAUCUACACAAAAUUCAUGCAGAACUGAUGACAUCUCUCCCUUCCUUGCCUAAUAUGCCUGAUCUGCACAGGCUUAGGGAAGAGUUGAGGACUUCCUUGCCUUCCAUGGAUUUGUUGCCAUCAUUAUCUGGCUGGCAUGUGGUGGAACUUCUGUAUAAUUGUUUGCCCGAGCGGUUCUCCCACGAUCACACUGAUGUUUGUGUUCUGCGGAGUAUGAAGGACGAUGUGCUGAACAUGAUAGCUCCACUCGUGACCAGACCCAUUACACGCUGGCCCUUUUUCGUGUUUAUGGGUGGGGCGAUGUUCUGUUUGCUGGCCAGCAGCACAUGCCACCUCCUAUCGUGCCAUUCUGAGCGCUUAUCAUACAUCAUGCUCAGACUCGAUUAUGCUGGAAUCGCAGCUCUUAUAGCCACAUCAUUUUACCCGCCCGUAUAUUAUUCGUUCAUGUGCGAUCCCUUCUUCUGCAAUCUUUACAUGGGAUUCAUAACCAUUUUGGGUAUAGCCACUGUCUUGUUUUCCCUCUUGCCAGUCUUCCAGAACCCGGAGUUCCGCACAAUACGGGCUUCGCUGUUCUUUGGGAUGGGAUUCUCCGGAGUAGCCCCUAUCCUGCACAAGCUCUUCUUGUUCUGGAACCACCCUGAGGCUCUCCACACUACUGGGUACGAGAUUCUGAUGGGAGCAUUCUAUGGCAUGGGAGCUCUUGUUUAUGCCAUGAGGGUACCAGAGAGGUGGAUGCCCGGAAAAUUCGACAUUGCAGGACAUAGUCAUCAACUCUUCCAUAUAUUGGUGCUGGCAGGCGCGUACACACACUAUCGUGCAGGUUUGGUUUAUCUUAGAUGGCGGGAUCUGCAAGGAUGUUAAACCAGGGAUGAGGGAGGGGAUGGUGCGUUAGUAAAAGAGGGGAGCUCCGUAUAUAUUUUACUUCUGUCGACGAUUUCUCUGUAAAACUACGCAAAACUAAGUGAACAUGUAAACCCGGGAGUUCCUUUGUUUCAAGCAAGUACGCCCAAAAAAAAGGGAAAAAAAGUAAGCACAAGUAGAGUCUUCCAUUCUGUAUUUGGUUUUGUGUCUCCAAGUGAAUGUGGCUGUUCUGUUUAGCAAGAAAUUGUACUUCUUCACCAUGUCAAGCAUUAUUUUCUUCCGUGUGAACAAGAAUUUCUCUCUC